Messenger RNA from Scylla paramamosain (green mud crab), 4484 nucleotides. Its product is annotated as katanin p60 ATPase-containing subunit A-like 1. Bases 145 to 3144 code for a protein of 999 amino acids. Gene Ontology annotation, cellular component: microtubule cytoskeleton. The transcript is spliced from 21 exons. Gene Ontology annotation, molecular function: ATP binding; microtubule binding; microtubule severing ATPase activity. The record is from RefSeq and is a predicted model, not a curated record. Lineage: Eukaryota; Metazoa; Arthropoda; Malacostraca; Decapoda; Portunidae. Gene Ontology annotation, biological process: microtubule severing.
UUUCACAGCGUUACUAAGAGCUAAUUCCGUUCCCGGAGACACGUGCCGAGGAAUGUAUGGCCUUCUUGGCAUGUUAUUUGUCUGACGGACAGAGACAAGGUUUCUUACUUGUGGUCAUACUCCCAUACGUAUUUUGUUUGUAAUAUGCUGCAUAUAGCCGUGGAAAGCGAUGCCUCGCUAACAGCGGAGGAUGAGGUUGGAGCACAGUGUGAAGAAGGGACCGAGCAGCCGCCGCAGCAUGACAAACACCCCGAUGUGGAUGGCGGUUGGGCCUUCGUCGUCCUGGCCGCCAUGUUUGCCUCAUUCUUCAUAAAUUCUGGACUGCUGUCAACAGCUGGGCUCUAUUAUGUGCAGUUGCUGGAGUAUUUUGGCAGGGAUCGAGCUUACACAUCUUGGGUAGGAUCCCUGAUGAAUUCCUUCUUUAUGCUUACAGGUCCACUAAGCUCGCACUGCCUACACAUGUGUGGUACUCAGACCUCCAUGAGGAUUGGCUCCAUCAUCAUGACUGUUGGGUUAUAUAUCUCAGCUUACACUCCAUCAUUGGAGCUUAUGUUCUUCACAUUUGGCAUUGUAGUAGCAUGUGGGAUGAACUUUGUGUACACAGGACAGAUAAGUGCAUUGAACCUGUACUUCCAUAAGUAUCAAUAUAUUGCCACUUCGCUUUCCAUGGUGGGUGUUGGGAUGGGUGUGUUUCUUGUGAAUAUGUGGACAGAAUACAACAUAAAGAAAUAUGGGUGGCGUAUGUCCCUCAUUUGGAAUGCAGGCCUUGGUCUCCAGUUGUAUGUCUUUGGCUCACUUAUCUAUCCUCUGCACUGGCCUCAAGGUGCAGGUAUUGAAAGAGGUCCCUUGGUGUCACCUCAUACAUCCAGCACACCACAUUCUUUGUCUACUGGAAAUAUCUCGUUUGUUGGAGGUAGAGAAGUAAGUGUAUCAACCUUGAAGAUGGCACCUGAGGCAAGCUGUGCAUCCAUUUUUACAAGUGUUCCUGACACCUUACUGGAGUCGACAUGGAAUGCAUUCAAAGACAUUUGUUUUUGGUUGAUCUCCACUGCAUUCUUUUUUGCAAUGCUAUCAACCACCUCCAUUUUUAUCAUAUACAAAGAUUUUAUUAUAUCAAGAGGAUUUGGAGAGCAGUACACCAUCAUGCUCAUUGGAUUUGGUGUUGGUGAUGUUGCAGGAAGGCUGACUAUGGGAAUUGCUCACUCCAGUAAGUUUUUUAACCCAGUGUGGUCAUACUGUGUGUCAUUGUUCCUCACUGGAGUGGUACUUAUGUGCCAUGUGUUCAUCAAGAGCUUGCCCAGCAUGCACAUCUUUGGUACACUCUUUGGAAUGACUUACGGAGCACAGAACGUCCUUGUGGCCAUUGCACCUUUAAAGUUGUUUGGCAAAGACCGGCUUGUGGUGGUGUUUGGUUAUCUGCUAGUCUGGGGUGGAAUAGGAGCACUCAUUGGAGCACCAAUUGCAGGCACCAUUGUGGACAAGACUGGAGGGUAUGGUGGGGUCCUUGGCAUGUCCUUGGGGUGCCACAUUGUAGCUGCCUCACUCAUGAUGCUGUGUGCCCUCAUUGAUGGCAAUGUCCCUGUUGAUGCCAUGAUGGUUAACGUCCAAGAAAUCUGUGAGAACAUGAGGGUGGCUCGGGAGAUGGUGCUAACAUCACAGUAUGAGACAGGAGCUGUGUACUAUCAGGGUGUAGUGCAGCAGAUACAUCGACUGCUGCAGACUAUACAGGAGCCAAACCGCAAGAUAAAGUGGCAGCAGGUACAACAGCAAGUGGCAGCUGAGUAUGAGAAUCUAAAGGAACUGACAAACACAAUUGCCAUGUUCAAGGCUGACACCACUUCCUCGCCUGCCUUCAACGACCGACCUCUUGCCACCAUGCGCAUCUCAUCCUUUGAGGAGCCAACACGGGAUCCUGAUGUCUGGGCUCCCCCCCCUCCACGAGACCCAGAUGUCUGGCCCCCACCCACACCUGCUGACCACAGGUCCUCCCAAGUCAAACCCACCAGGGGGCCACGCCGGCAGGAAGCCAGCAAGUCAACCACUGCAAGCCGUGGUGGUGGCAGCAAGGCUGGGGCAAAGAAGGGUGGGACAGACGCCAAGGGACGAAACAAGGAUGAAAAGGGUGGGAAGGGACGCAAGGAGGCAGAUAAGAAGGAUGAUAAGCAGGGAGGAGGAGCAGAGGACAAUGCUGCCGGUGGUGAAGAGGAGGAGCGGAAGUUUGACCCAAGUGGUUAUGAUCGUGAUCUUGUGGAUAUGCUGGAGAGGGACAUUGUGCAGAAGAAUCCAAGCAUCAGAUGGACUGAUAUUGCUGACUUGCAGGAAGCAAAGAGACUAUUAGAAGAAGCUGUGGUAUUGCCAAUGCUGAUGCCAGACUUCUUCAAGGGCAUCAGGCGGCCAUGGAAAGGUGUGCUGAUGGUGGGGCCACCAGGAACAGGGAAGACAAUGCUGGCCAAGGCUGUGGCUACUGAAUGCAAGACAACCUUCUUCAAUGUGUCGUCAUCCACCCUCACCUCAAAGUACAGAGGAGAGUCAGAGAAGCUUGUGCGGCUGCUGUUCGAAAUGGCACGUUUCUAUGCUCCCAGCACUAUUUUUGUGGAUGAGAUAGAUUCCUUGUGUUCACGGCGAGGGUCGGAGUCUGAACAUGAGGCAUCACGAAGGGUGAAGUCCGAGCUUCUCAUGCAGAUGGACGGCAUACAAGCCAGCGAUUCUGAUGAGCCCAAGGUGGUGAUGGUGUUGGCUGCCACUAACUUCCCCUGGGAUAUUGAUGAGGCUCUCAGACGACGACUAGAAAAGAGAAUUUACAUACCCCUGCCUAAUGAGGAAGGCAGGGAGGCUCUUCUGAACAUCAACCUACGAGAAGUGAAGCUGGACAGUGACAUCAACUUGGCCCAGAUUGCCACAAUGCUUGCUGGUUAUUCGGGAGCUGAUAUCACCAAUGUGUGCAGGGAUGCCUCAAUGAUGUCAAUGCGACGUAAGAUUGCUGGACUCACACCAGACGAGAUCCGAGCACUCCCGAAGGAGGAGCUGGACCUGCCAGUGACUCAGGGUGACUUCCAUGCAGCCAUAGCCAAGUGCAACAAAUCCGUCUCUCAGCAAGAUCUGGACAAAUAUGAGACUUGGAUGAGGGAGUUUGGAUCAACCUAGUUUGUCCUCCCUUCCUCAGGCUCCAUUCUCUUGUCUGUGCUGGUGAAUGAGGGAGUUUGGAUCAACCUAGUCUGCCCUCCCUUUCUCAGACUUCAUUCCUUUCUCUGCUGGUGAAUGAGGGAGUUUGACUCAAUCUAGUUUGUCCUCCCUUCCUCAGGCUUCAGUCUCUUCUCAGUGCUAGCCUUGUCUUCAGAUGGUCUCAAGUUGACCCUCUGUUGAUCCACAUAUAUUUUUGCUUCCACAAACUUCAGAUUUUUCACUGGGGAUCUUAGCUCCUCCCAACCACUGUAAUAUGCUUUGAAACACUUCAGAAAUUUUGGUAAAGAUUUACCCAUGAGAGGAAGUGGCAGUGAAUCAAACCCCUCUUGAUCAUUAUACACAACUCAUUAUAUCAGUCACCAUAACCAUGACCCAGUGGAGGAUGGCUGACCUUGACUCUCCGGCCACGAUUGCUUCAGUAUAUAGAUACGUAUAUACAUGUUUUCCAUGUUAUGCUUAACCAUUUGUAUAUUUCCACCUGUCCCUGUCCUGUCUGUAUUCUUUGUCCGUGCCUUAUUAAGUAUCUCUCUCUCUCUCUCUCUCUCUCUCGCUCUCUCUCUCUCUCUCUCUCUCUCUCUCUCUCUCUCUCUCCUCUCCUCUCUCUCUCUCUCUCUCUCUCUCUCUCUCUCUCUCUCUCUCUCUCUCUCUCUCUCUCUCUCUCUCUCUCUCUCUCUCUCAAUUAUUUCAUUCCACUGUACAUUCCUCCUCCUCCUCCUCCUCCUCCUCCUCCUCCUCCUCCUCCUCCUCCUCCUCCUCCUCCUCCUCUUUCUCUUCAUGUAUAAUUAUUUUUUUAGCAUUGUAGCAUGAUAUGAUGAUAACCAGAUGGCUUUUAUCUCAUUUUAUUAUAAAUAUAUUACUGACCAAAGAAUAGAAAAAUAUUAUAUAUUUAUAAUAAUGAUACUACUACUACUACUACUACUACUACUACUACUACUACUACUACUACUACUACUACUACUACUACUACUACUACUACUACUACUACUACACUUAAACACUACUCAUACAACUACUACUACUGCUGUUGCUACUACCUAAUGUAUAUACCUGGCUGACCAAUUGACAAUAAUAGUCAAGAACCAUUUUCCCUUGAUAUUUUUAAAUCCUGGAAGAGAGGUAGCAGGUGACUUUACAUAUUGUAUUUGGGGUAAAGGAAUAUAAUAGGAUUGUGGAAGGGGAAGGCAUGUAAUCAUAUUGCUCCAAAAUGUGGUGUAACAAGCCAGGGCAAAGGUGCUGUGAUGCUUUCCCUUCUCGUUUGUUGAUCUAUAACAGUUAUAAACCAAUAAAGAUUAAGUUACAUA